UAGAAAAUAACGAACAAUGCAUGCAAUAAGCGAAUCAUUCACCCAACUAUCACAUCUUCGAAAUAGGGGGCGCUAUAACAAGUGUGGCCAGAGCCGUAUUAUUAUUGGGAGGUGUAUGGCUGGUUUUUUUUUUGUGUUUUUUUAGUCGUUUGUUUGUGCAUAUUAUGACCUUUCCCCAAAAAGUGCAGCCUAAAACAUGUGAUUUAGGAUAAGAUGCACUGCGUGUACUGUUGGCGCAUAAGUCCAAGAAAACAAUAGUAUGACAUGCUGUCGAGUGCUGAAAUAUUAUUAUGUACAGAUAGGCCUAAUGCGAGUAAAAAGUGUUGAAUGAAGAGCUAAAUGGUGAUGAACCCCUCAUCAGCGCGAGUUUAAAGGCGUCUUUUGGCUAUAACUAUUUACAAAGCAUCUUUACAGCCAAAAACUUGAGAGCUUGGCCCAUUUUCGUUGAUACAUAAGCAUUUUAAGGGAAUUUAGAGAGCCCAAGAAAUGUAUAGCUCACCGAUAAGCAUAAGGCGGGCCUAUACACUUUCUUUUUUCAUGUUCUAUAAAAUUAUGCCUCAUUCAGCGUAGGCCUUUGCCGACUUUUUAAUGUCUUCGUGCCACAGUCGUCGUUAUUUUCUUGAAAGAAAUUAUUUUAGACAAUUGAAAGUCUGAAUAAAGCGAAAAUAUCGCAGCCAUCUGUGACGUACUCUUCCAUCUGUGUCUUGAUUGGUCCAUAGGUGAAGUUUAGUCACUGCAAUGUCGGUCGCCUGCGCUGCAUAAUACAGAUAGUGAAAGGUUCUCUGGAUUCAGCAGCCCCUCUUAUAGCUCUAUGAUUAUUAGCAGUGUCGGUGACGUGGCAACACCCACCGAAAGUAGUCUGUAAAAACGCAUCGACGUAGGCCUGGAGGUUCGGAGUCCACUCGAAGUUCAGUUAAAUAAAACUGAAGUUUUCAACUCGUUUAAACGUCGCCUCUAAGAAAACGAUAAUGUUCUCUGUGUUGGUUACUGGGGCUAAUCGGGGCAUUGGACUUGCGUUUGUUCGGCAGUUGCUCAGCUCCGCCAAACCACCGGUGAAUAUUUUCGCGUGUUGUCGAACACCGGAGAAUGCCGUGGAAUUGCAAUCUAUCGCCAACAGUAACUCAUCGGUAACAGUUCUUAAACUAGAUUUGUCGGAUAAACUGACAUACGAAGACGCAGUGAAACGAGUGGAGCCAGUGGUAGGUGAACAGGGAUUGAGCCUUCUGAUAAACAAUGCUGGGGUCGAUUCGUUUGGUAUCAACGUUGAGAACACGUCAGCUGAAGAAGCAGAGAGAGUCUUCAAAGUAAAUGUUACCGGAACACUUGGUGUGACUCUGGCGUUUCUGCCAUCCCUGAGACGUUCUGCAAAAUUCACCUGCAGUGAUGAGGAUACCAUGAGUAUUGAGAAAUCAGCCAUUGUAAAUAUCACCUCACAUUUGGGCUGCAUAUCCCUGCAUAAAGACAUGAAUAUUACGAACACGGCGUAUAAAGUAUCCAAGGCAGCUCUCAUUAUGCUCACCAACUGUAUGUCAAUUGACUUCGCUGCCGAUGGAAUCCUAGCCGUUGCCAUGAGCCCUGGAUGGGUGCAGACUGACAUGGGGGGUAAAGACGAAGCCCCUUUAACUCCAAAGGAAAGUGUCUGUGGUAUGUUGGCUACACUUGACAAACUCAAAGGGCUUGAGGCUUCUGGCAAGUGUUAUGGGUACAAUGGUGACAUUCUGUCGUGGUGAACAGUAUACAUCAAACACACUGUCGACCAUAAAAGAUCAGGGCCCAAUUAGAUAAUAACUUUUCUAGCUAGACCAGCAUGCACCUCAUUCAACAGUUAGCGCUAGUGCAAUGGGUAUAUGCUAAAAGGUCUAUGGACAAUAAUGACGCCUUACUAUAUGAAGGCAAUAUUUGGCAAUAUUUAAUUAGUGGCUGUGGCUAUGGCUGCAGUUGUUGCUAUGGGCCUCAUAUUUUGAUAAAACGUAGUGGCCUAAUUUUAAAAAGCUGCUCAAGCACAAAAAAAUAGCUUAGCACAAUUAAAUUAUGCUUACCUGUAUAUGGUAACCAACCAAAUUCUAAUGUCCCUCGUAUGCAGUUUGCUCACUUCUGCUUAGCAGAAAAUUGUUGAGCAAUAUUUUCUGCUGCAGCAGCUCUAUGAAAUUGGGCAAUGUUCACAUGACGAUUGAGCCACAGCCACUCAUUCAGAAACAGCCUUAGUUUAAUGUUUACUAAAAAUGGGCUGUUUUUUAAAUCAUCAAAAUCCAAUACCAUAUUGCACAAGUAGAAGGGUACUCACUAUAGGAGGCUUACGCUCAUUUUUGUUGAUUUGAUAAGCUUCUUACGCCAAGCAUUGUCAAAUCAAAUUUAUUCAAUUCAAGUGCAAUAUCCAUUGGAUUUUGAUGGUGUCAGAGCAAUUAGGAAUACAACUCUUAAAGCCAUGUCACACUGGGCAAGAUACACGCAAGCAGUUCACUCUCAUUUCAGUUUCUCAUUAUUUUACUGGGAUAGUGAAUUACAGCUAGUAGAAUGUCUCUUGUGGUGCCGAGGUGUUCCUUGGGUAUGCAGUGCAGUUGAUUGCCUCCAAGUUGCCUGAAAAAUUGCUCUGUGUGACAUGGCCUUUUUGGUAGUGUUUAUCAUGUAAAGUAAAGCCCACUUUAGGGUCAAUAAACAAAUAGAAAAUCUGAGUGUAAACCUACUUUUAAAGUGAAUGUUUUUCAUUGCUAUUGUAGCGUCGACCGUGGGUUGCGUUGUACACAGUUUAAUGACACCGCCGCUACACUAUGCUAGCUAACUAUGGCCGUGUCCGAAACGACGACUUCGGCUACAGCUACGGCUAGAUCGCGCGCGUCUGCUAUUCUUCAA
This is a messenger RNA of Asterias rubens (European starfish), 2850 nucleotides long. Its product is annotated as C-factor-like. The transcript has 5 exons. Lineage: Eukaryota; Metazoa; Echinodermata; Asteroidea; Forcipulatida; Asteriidae. The record is from RefSeq and is a predicted model, not a curated record. The coding region runs from base 969 to 1730 and encodes 253 amino acids.